UGUCUGGCUCCCAAUCAACCAACAAGUUUUCUCUAGAGGAGUAGGAGGUAGGAAGAAGAAAGGGGGGACUAGUCCCGCUGAUUAGUCUGCUGUUUCUAGCUCCAUUCUAUAGUAAUGGCCAAGUCUGUUGUUGCUAAUCCUCCUUUCCUUCGUCCUCUGCAUCAACUAGAAUUUCUGAGAUGCCCUCGCCUUUCUUCUAAAUCUCAGUUUCACCCUCGCCGCUUCCGCUCUCAACCCCAAAGCAUCAUUCGUGCUAUAUCCGCAGUUGCCGCAGAAUCGGAGUUAGGUACACAGCAGGAUCAAGCAAUUGAAGCAGACAUCUUCGCUUGCCCUGUAUGUUAUGAACCAUUGAUAAGAAAAGGUCCUUCUGGCCUUAACUUACCAGCAAUCUACAGGUCUGGUUUCAUGUGUAAGAGAUGUAAGAAGUCAUAUUCUAGCAAAGACAGGUAUCUGGAUCUAACUGUAACUGCUGGAUUGAGAGACUACACUGAAAUUCAACCUGCUCGGACUGAGCUUUUCAGGAGUCCCCUGGUUUCAUUCUUAUAUGAAAGAGGUUGGCGUCAGAAUUUCAGGCAAAGUGGCUUUCCUGGUCCCGAUGAAGAGUUCAAAAUGGCUCAAGAGUACUUUGAAUCUGCUAAAGGUGGACUAAUUGUUGAUGUUAGCUGUGGUAGUGGUUUAUUUUCCCGGAAAUUCGCCAAAUCUGGAGCAUAUUCUGGAGUCAUAGCACUAGAUUUUUCUGAGAAUAUGCUUCGGCAAUGUUAUGAAUUCAUUAAGAAAGAUGACACACUUUCAACCACUAAUAUUGCUCUUGUAAGGGCAGAUGUUUCUAGACUUCCGUUCCCAUCAGGUUCAGUUGAUGCUGUUCAUGCUGGUGCAGCUUUGCAUUGCUGGCCGUCUCCCUCCAAUGCUGUAGCUGAAAUCACCCGGGUACUAAAAAGUGGUGGAGUAUUUGUUGGAAGCACUUUUCUGCGUUAUAGUUCAUUAACUCCCUGGUUUUUACGCCCUUUCAGAGAGAGGAUUCCACAAGGUUAUGGCUAUCUAACAGAGGAAGAGAUCAAAGACCUUUGCACCUCAUGUGGUCUUACCAAUUACUCAAGCAAAAUUCAGCAGGCUUUUAUUAUGUUCACAGCUCAGAAGCCGUAAAAUUGGGUCUGAUCUAUUUAUAACAUUCAUUCUCCCCUGCAUUUUAUCAAUUCCUUCUGUAUGUAUGUAUAAUGUAUUGUAUCACUUGUUUCAUCUGUAAAGAAAUUGUAAAUAAAUGAGAAAUGGAAAGGUCAAAACCUGAGUCUGGUGUAAAGGUUCACAGGUUGUAAAAAUAUAUCCAAAUUCUGACAACUUUCGUAAAGAACACAUAUUCUGUUUAAGUGCCAAAAGAGAAAUAAUUUGGAUUGUGCCGGGUCAUGUUAAGGAUGUGGGGAGAGUUCAUGACAUGUAGCCUGUUGUGACUUGUGUGUCUAAAGUGCUAUCUUGAAAUUGGAAA
Glycine soja is the source of this 1480-nucleotide messenger RNA. RefSeq lists its product as uncharacterized. The record is from RefSeq and is a predicted model, not a curated record. The coding region runs from base 115 to 1143 and encodes 342 amino acids. Gene Ontology annotation, molecular function: S-adenosylmethionine-dependent methyltransferase activity. Lineage: Eukaryota; Viridiplantae; Streptophyta; Magnoliopsida; Fabales; Fabaceae. The transcript is spliced from 8 exons.